CCGAUUAUUGGGACUCUGCUUUGAAGAUGACGGAUAUUCUGUAGGCGUACAAGUCAGAAACGUAAAGUAAAAAUGGGCCUGUUAAAACUUGGGUUCCCGAACCAACGCUUGCACCUGCUCCACUUUGUCCCAGAGUCUUUCAGUGUCUCAACAUCAAAAUUUUGGGUGCAAAAUUUGACCAACAAUAAGGGUGUUAAACACUCAGCUUUAUCUUCUACUCUCAGGAGCAAACUGAUAAUAGCCAAGGCACUGAGUACAGAAGCAGAGGCAUUAUCACAACCGAAAAAAAUGGUCAAAGCUAUCGGGGUUCAUGAACUUGGCGGACCUGAGGUCCUUAAAUACGAGAAUGUGGAACUUGGGGACCCCAAGGAGGGUGAGAUACGCAUUAAGAACAAAGCCAUUGGACUUAAUUUCAUUGAUAUCUAUUUCCGCAAAGGAGUUUAUAAGGCUGCUACCAUGCCCUUUACGCCAGGUAUGGAGGCUGUUGGAGAGGUGACAGCUGUAGGACCUGGACUAACUGGCAGGAAAGUUGGGGAUGUUGUAGCUUAUGCUGGUAAUCCUAUGGGUUCAUAUGCUGAGGAGCAAAUUCUUCCAGCAGACAAGGUUGUGCCAGUUCCUCCUUCUGUUGACCCUAUUAUCGCUGCAUCCAUCAUGCUGAAGGGUAUGACUGCCCAGUUUCUAGUACGUCGUUGCUUCAAGGUUGAAUCUGGACACACAGUUCUUGUUCAUGCUGCAGCUGGUGGAGUUGGAUCUUUAUUAUGCCAGUGGGCAAAUGCCCUUGGUGCCACUGUCAUCGGAACUGUCUCAACCGAAGAGAAGGCUGCUCAAGCAAAGGAAGAUGGAUGUCACCAUGUCAUAAUAUAUAAGGAAGAGGAUUUUGUUGCCUGUGUCAAUGAGAUAACUUCAGGCAAAGGGGUUGAAGUGGUCUAUGAUUCUGUAGGGAAAGAUACCUUUCAGGGCUCCUUGGCAUGUUUAAAGCCUCGUGGGUAUAUGGUAAGUUUUGGGCAGUCUUCUGGUUCACCAGAUCCAGUUCCAUUGUCUGCACUUGCUGCAAAAUCUUUGUUCUUGACUAGGCCUUCCAUGAUGCAAUACACAUCAACUCGGGAUGAGUUGCUCGAAACUGCUGGGGAGGUGUUUGCUAAUGUUGCAUCUGGCAUCCUGCGGGUUCGUGUGAAUCACAAGUACCCUUUGUCUCAAGCAGCACAGGCUCAUGCAGACCUUGAGAAUCGUAGAACAUCUGGGUCAGUUCUGCUGAUUCCAUGAGGCAUCAGAAGAAAACUCUUUGCUGUACUCUGAUUUUUCUUUGAACUCAGUUUGCAUGAAAAACAAGUUAUGUUGUAACAGGUGGGAUUAUGUGAGAACUUCAACGCCAUAUAUGUAAGUGUACGUUGAAACUGAUGUCCUCUUUGAGGAACUGUCACUAUAUUUUGGUUGCUGCGUUCUUCUCUUUGGGGCAAUUGGGCUAAAUCCCUAGACAAAUGUUGGGUUUAGCUCAGACGACUUAUUAAAUGGGUCAGACGGGAGACGCUCAGUUUUACAGACUGUAGUGUUGAAGAUAAUGCUUGACCGUGUUUUUUCAGUUUGGAUAUAUGUAGUUUUAGUGUGUGUCUGCUGUUUUUUUUCAAAACUGUAACUAUGUCAUGGGAUCAUGGAUGCUUUAUGUUUAGUUUGUUAACUAAUAUUUGUAAACCACGUUUCAGCAGGUGGCUAUGUUCUUUUGUUUUUUUGUUCUAAGUUAUAUGUAAUAUUUAUUAGCUUUCUUCAAUGAA
Molecule: messenger RNA, 1769 nt
Organism: Theobroma cacao (cacao)
Lineage: Eukaryota; Viridiplantae; Streptophyta; Magnoliopsida; Malvales; Malvaceae
Product: GroES-like zinc-binding alcohol dehydrogenase family protein
Cellular component (GO): cytosol
Molecular function (GO): quinone reductase (NADPH) activity; mRNA 3'-UTR AU-rich region binding; NADPH binding
Source: RefSeq, a predicted model, not a curated record